Molecule: messenger RNA, 4257 nt
Organism: Anopheles coustani
Lineage: Eukaryota; Metazoa; Arthropoda; Insecta; Diptera; Culicidae
Exons: 1
Coding region: 479-940 (153 amino acids)
Source: RefSeq, a predicted model, not a curated record
CCUUUAGAUACCCCGCGGUAUAACAAACGGUGUGGAAAAAACACGGAAGUACGACAAGCGAAGAGAAAGUUCAAUCUGGCAUAUUUUUCUCCAUCGCGCCGGGUUGGCUAUAAUAUCGUAAAGCGUAGUAGUAAAACGGGUCCAGGAGUACGGAAUAUCGAUUUUUUCCGUUUGUGCGCGGUGUGGGAGGCAACAAUACCAUUUGAAUACGUGACAUCGACCACGACGCGCGUUUCGUAGGGUAAAAAAAACUCCCUUUUCCGUCGUCCUUCGUGUUACCCUGCGUUUGAAACGAGUUUGUUUUCCUUUUUCAACGUUUCGUGCGAGGAAAUUUUCGCAGUGAGACAGUGGUGGACGGAACGAACAGAGAAGGCGAAACGACUGAGUGCAGUUUGACGAAACCAACGGCGCUUUUCCUCGUCGCGUGUAAAUCGGAUUUGGUGUUGAGGAAGAAGUUAAAAAUAAAACUGCCGCAAACAUGGCUUUCAUGAUGCCGGUGAUGAAAAACGAGUUCGAUAUCUACAAAGGCCGGCAGCGGCGGAUAUCGGAGUGCUCGAACCAGAGCAACUGCCGGUCGCGCAAGGUGUCGGAAAGCUCGCGCUCCGAUGGGCCCAGCAGCCUGUCCACUUCUCCCGGAACCGAUGGAGGGUUCAUGGCAGGUUCGCCGGCCCAUCGCAGCCACCCAAUGUACAUGUCCCAUCUGGCGUCCCGGUCGCAGUUCUCCCGCAAUUCGUCGCGCACUUCCCAGAGUUCGCUGAUCGCGUCCAGCCCUUCGAAGGCAAGCGCGGGCAGCAGUCCACCGAAGGCGACCAACGGGACGUCGGUGCCGGCGGCGGCGACCGUCGGUAGCCAAAACAGCCUGAACAAGUUCCACACGCGGCUCGUCGACAAGCUCCGGAAGUCGCUUCGCAAGAGCAAAUCCUCCGAUGGGCGAUCAUGAGCAGGGAGCGGUGGAGGUGGCCCCGAAGACGAGCAAGAAGUAGGAGAUACAACACAUCCUCCGGAUGUGGACGAUGACAACGACGACGAUGACGCACCGGUGGCUAGGCGAAAGGAAGCGCGUAGAAGCCGGGCGACGAACCGCCGGCCAGACGCAGCAGUGCUGGGAGUUUGUUCGGACAGUGUUCUUCACUGUGUGCACCACCGGAAACCUCCCAUACCUCUGUACAGCAACACCACUCCCACGGCCACCACAACGACGACGACAACGAAGAUGACAACGAUGACGGCAGUGGGACAAAGGAAGGUCCGAUCCAGGCGGGGUACAUUCAGCGCUCCAAGGUAACUUGCCGCUCCCCGUGCAGCGGGUGCACCGCCACUAUCCUGUGCACCCUUUUUGCUUCACGGCCCUCGUCGGGAUCAACGGCUCCCAAAGACCCAAACUCAAGACAACACCGAAAGCGACGGGUCGACCAUAGCGAAGGCGGGUGGUUAUAAUGUAAUCAAUAUUAUCUCUAGUAGAACGGCCACUCGCAGCAGCUACACUGGCAGCGCCAACAGCAGAAGUAGCAGAAACAGCAUCGUAAGCGUAAGACAAGAUACCUUUAAGAAUAUAUUGAAAACGGGUGCGCAGCAUAAACAAAAUAUACACCAUAAUUUAAUCAGUAACUACGUUCUCUACGGCUAGCUAUCGUUAUCAGCAUCGAUCAUAUACACAAAGUUUUGUUUUACGUCACACAAUAUUGCAAAUUGUUCGCCUUCGCUUAGGAAUGUCUAUCAUGCUAGGAUCGUAAGGAUCUUUUCGCAACUAUCAUACCGUUUCCCGGUAACCGUUCCCGUCUCUCUAACCUGUAAGCAGCAGCGGUAUAUUUUGUAGUAAACAUUAUUUUGGCUUUUUAUGCUGGAAACGUUAGACGUUAGGUGUACAGUAGGAGGAGAGUCCUACAUCUACCUAGCUAUCUCUCCUGAUGGAUGAAUCUGUCAUUCACACCACGUACUACAGUGUAGUGGUUCCUAUAUGUUCCUUUACUUUUACCGUAACAAUCUGAUCCGGUUGCUAUGUUGGAAUUUUUUCCUUUCUCUAUCGGUUUUUCUAACGGUCUCUAACUCAACCACCGAGGAUGAGUCUUCGUUUCUUCCGACGAAUCGUACGACAAACUAUUUUGCUUUUGGAUCCACUUUGUCAGUAAAUUACAUAAAAAGAAAGAGGUGGGAGUCGAGAGCUCAAAAAACGAAAAGGAUGCAUGAAAAGUAUGUUCAAUACCUUGAUCCAAACCUGUGAUACACGUUCGGAACUGUACAGAUUUUGUUUGUUUAUUACAUCGAUCACUGUCCAAGGACGCAAGCCGGGGACAGCUGGGCUUUCCCUUCAACGGCAAUGGCAAUCGGAAGUGCAUCGUGCAUUAGUAGUAGGCGGCUUUUUUUGCCAAGUAGUAGAACACACCGGCCAGGGAACGACGGCAAACGCUACUGUUCCCAUUGGCAAAUUGCAAAGACCACAAACAACGAAGUGAGAAAAGGUAGAACCAAGUUAGUGAAACUUCUAAAAAAAAAAAACACGAAACAGGACCGUUUUGGACGACGCACAUUUGCGAUCGGUUUCGGUAUUCUUGAGCAUUUUCUGCACACAAAUUUCCCUCAUGUUAAACUAUUUACUCUCAACACUGGUCCUAACUAUUUGUUUUCCUUGCUCUGGUCCAUUUUGCAAAUGUCCAUAGCGACAAGGUGUUUUAGACACAUUUAAUUAGCUGUGAUUUAUCGAAUGAAAUGAUAUUGUUAAAUGCUUUUAAGAAAAUGGAUAAACAUAUACACAACAUGCACAUUCGUACUAUUUUAGUGCCCACUCCGCAGUUCAAGCGUGCUUUUGCGUGCUGUAUAGUUUUACAUUGGCAUGCAAACGUGGCUUGGGAGACAGGCAGAGUUAAAAAGUAAAUAUAUAUUUUGAUUGAAUGAAUUCGUCCGUGGAAUUGAGCAUUCUAAAAUACGUAAUAAGGUGCAGUAUUGAGAUGAGAAAAAAGAACUCUAAACAAGCUUUUUCGAUCCAACACGCCACAAAACGCAACCACCACAAGCAACGUAACGUGCAUUAGUGUAGAGCAGGAGCUUGGGCGAGAGAAACACAGUAUAGUAUAUUUAAAAAAAACUUAUGUAUACUGUUACGCUUACAAAAAAAAACUAAACACUCAUCGAUACUAUGCUACUUCUACCAAGGGGCCGCAACACUGGAAAAAUAUAGUUCACUAUGAACGGUGUCACAGGAAAAUGGAUAUCUAACGCAGCACGAGUGCUAUAAAAUAACCACUUAGUGUUACUAAGUGUUAUGAAAAUAGGGGUUCCCAGGCUUUUCCUACCAUUCUUUGGACGGAUGGUAUCGAUUUUAAUUUGCACCGAUUCAAUUAAAAAAUGGUCUUACAUUGUGCACCAUUUUAUUUAUUUUUAAAUAAGACAACGGAGAAACUGUCAACUACUUAACUUGUGUGACUGGCGUUUCCGUUGGCAAGCUCUGACGUUCGCGUUGGCGUAUUCCAAGUUUAUGGCCGUAGUGGGGCCUUUGGGGGUGGGGUGGACUGGCGUUGUUGAUGAUUCAGUCAGUCGAGGGUGCAAUUUUUCUACCGCUUGUUUCUCGCAAACACCGCGAUCUCUGCAUCAGACGGAUUCAAAGCAGUACGCCGCAAAUGUACGCCACAACCGGCUCAAACCGGAAAGUGAGUUUUCAAACUCGCUGCCGGCGGCGGAUUCGUUUAGAUGGGCACGGCGCUGUAUGACGACGUCAACGACGACGAUGUGUGUGCGAUUAUCAUCGCUGACCAUAUUGUUGUGGAACGGCGUAUCUGGUUUGUACUCGGUCCCGGUUAAAACUGGAACUAAUGCGAUGCCAUAACACACCCUGGGAUCAUCGCUCUUUUGCCGGCUGAUACAUGAAGGCAUUUUAAAUCAAAAUACAGAUGAUUACAAAAUGAUGGUACAGUAGUAAGUUUGGAAGAAUCCUCAUCAUUACCCUUCCCGUCCCACUGUCCACCCUGUGUCCGGAAACCCCUGAGAGAGCAGAGAUGAGAUGGCAUACCGUUACGAAGAGUGCUGGAAAAUUGUUAUUGCCGGAAAUUUGAGACGAAAAGUAAUGGAACACGGCACGACUGCAAGUGCGUCCUUUUUGGAAGCGACGGAUUGGAAUAGAUCUUUAUUGAUUUUUCGCUCACUAUCAAUCGAAAAAGACUGCUGCUGAAUUUAAAAAACAAAAAAAAAACAAAAAAAAAAAACACAUAAAUCAAUUUAUUAUUGUGUAGAUGAUUAUUAAGUUCAUAUUUCGUACGUAUUUAA